This is a messenger RNA of Knipowitschia caucasica, 1587 nucleotides long. Lineage: Eukaryota; Metazoa; Chordata; Actinopteri; Gobiiformes; Gobiidae. The record is from the annotation of a GenBank genome assembly.
AUGAAGCAUCUCUGUUCUCCUGUACCUCCGGUCUGUGCCCCGGGCCCUGUGCAGCUGGGGCCGGCCCUGCUGUCCAGACGGUUUGCGCAUGCGCUGACGGUUACGCGGAUGACCCGCAGUCCAAGCUCCAGGUCUCUAGAUAUGUCUCGAUGGUGGCCCCUGCUGGUCCUCCUGGUGGCUCUGGCUCUGGGGCUGGUGCUACACCAACAGACUGGGUCUGGACCAUGUCUGGGACUGGAUCUAAGCCUUAGCCAUCUCAAGGCUCUGUUUAACUUAGACCAAAGUCCAGAGCGGACCCUGGACCAGACCCUGGACCAGACCUUGGAUCAGACCUUGGAUCAGACCCUGGACCAGACCCUAGACCAGACACGGAGUCUGGAGCAGCGGAUUUCCUCGGCCUGGGAGAACAUCAUCACUCCUCCUCAGAGAAGAUGGAGAAGAGCCGCUGUAGGGGUGAACUCAUGUGUGGAUGUGGUGGUGUCUGGAGUGGAUCUGCUGAAGGCUUUGGGGCUGAGUCCUGGUUCUGGUCCUGCUCUGGAUCACGAAGUCCUCUCAUCUCUUCAGGACCUCAGAGAAGCCUUUGAGUUCUUCAUGAGUCGAGGAGCAGCGGCUGAACGCUUCUUCUCCGACAGAGACCUGUUCCACCACAUCGCAGUCACCGCUGUGGAACUAAAGGGAGCCCAGUUUUAUGUCGGGGGAAAUGCAGCUCUGAUUGGACAGAAGUUGGCUUCAAGUCCUGACAUUGAGGUCUUGCUCUCUGGUCCCGUUGGUCCCAAACUUCAUGAACUGUUGGAAGAGAAGAUUGUGGUUCCUCCAGAGUCUCUGAGAGAAACGGAUGAGUUCCACCUGAUCAUGGAGUAUCAGACAGGGGAGCAGUGGGGCCCUCUGGUGGUGGCGCCGCAGGCGAACCGCUUCAUCUUCUCUCACGACGAGUCCAACAAUCACAUGACCUUCACCGAGGCUCUGGUCCAGAGUCUGGACCAGUUUGAACCGGAUCUUAUGGUUCUGUCAGGAUUUCACAUGAUGGAGGGUCUGAAAGCAGAGACCAGAGACCGGCGGCUGGACCAGGUGGUGGCGCUGCUGUCUCAGCUCUCUGUCCCUGUUCAUCUUGAGUUGGCCUCGAUGACCGACCCGAGCUUCAUGCACCGCAUCAUUAAAGAGGUCUUCCCUCUGGUCUCGUCGCUCGGUCUAAACGAACAGGAGCUGCUCUUCCUGUCCCGCUCGGUGGAGGGGCCUCAUGCUGAUGUCAUGUGGUCGGAGGUGGGGGCGGCCUCGGCGGUGGGCGUGGCCUCUGACGUGCUGUCAUGGGUUUUGCAACAAUUUGGAGCAGUUUAUGGCGAGUCACAGUUGUCACGGAUACACUUCCACUCGCUCCCCUUUCAUGUGGUUGCUGUGGUGACGGGGGGUCGCUGGGGUAACCAAGCGGCAAGCACGGCAGCUGGAGCGCGGGCGGCAAGUGCUCAGGCGUCAGACCUGUACCCUGGCCACGCGCACGCGCGCAGGGCUUUGCUGGGCUCUGAUUGGUCCAUGACUCACCUGGACUCUGGCCUCACCUGCGAGGAGGCGGGACCAGGCGCUGUGAUGUAA